AUGAACGAGACGCCAGAUCAUUACGAUUCUGAUAAUUCGCCCUACUCGAUCCGUCCGCUGCCACCAGUCCUUCGCAAUGGCCUCGCCGUGGUUGCAACAAUGGGUUUCCUCUCCUUCUUUACUAGCCUCGGCUUGUUGGUGUUCCUGACAUUCAAGCUGAUAUCAUGGCACAACGGACCGCCAAAGCUGAGGAAAGAGGAGGACCAAGUCACCAAAGUCGAAACGCCAACAACAGCAAAUGCAGCAUUUAUUAUCCCGAGCAACUGGGUUGCUGCUACUGAGGCAGCUGCCGAGAGGGCUGCACAAGAGAACUGGUGGCGAAGGGCGAUAAACGAGCCGCCGAACCAGUUUCUCGUCUUGAUCUUCAACUUACUCCUUGCCGACAUUCAACAGGCGUUGGCGUUUCUACUGAACGCCAAAUGGCUGACGAGAAAUUCAAUAGAGGUCGGCACGAAAACUUGCUGGACCCAGGGUUGGUUUGUUUCAACCGGCGACUUGGCAUCGUCCGUCUUUAUCACGGGUAUAGCGAUCCACACAUAUGUGUCGAUCGUUUUAAACAAGAAAAUCCCGACCUGGAUUUUCCACACGGCCAUAGCCAUGAUGUGGAUAUUCGUGUACGGAACAGGGAUCCUUACGGUCAUCAUUACAGGACAUGGAAAGGCUGAAGCCGGCCUUUAUGUUAGAGCCGGUGCAUGGUGUUGGGUCAACUCCAAAUACCAGGACAUCCGCCUGACUCUUCAUUAUCUCUGGAUAUUUGCUGCAUUGAUCCUCACUACCAUGAUAUACUUUGCAAUUUUCCUGCAUUUGCAGAGAAUAGCAAGGAAGAGCGGUGGCGUGAUCCUUUGCUGCAACGUUGCUGGGCACGAGUCAAGUUCGUCCAGCUCUAACGGAACCAGUCCAUCAGAUUGCAGUGUCACAAACUGGACGUGGAAGACAAGAAGCGUCAGCGACGGUCAAAGAUCCCGCAUAUGGCGCCCUAUAGGCUUGACAACGGUGUUAAGACGGCUCCCAGACAUACCGGAUUACGCCCGCCAGCACACCUUUCUCUUGUACCCCUUCGUUUAUGUCAUCUGCACCAUGCCUCUGGCGGCAGGCCGUCUCGCAUCCAUGGCAGGCCAUAAUGUCUCUCUGGCCUACUUUUGCUUCGCGGGAGCCAUGAUAGCUUGUAACGGCUGGAUGGACGUUGUCCUCUACUCGUCGACCCGGAGAUCUAUCGUAUUCUCCGCUGAUGGACCACCCACGCAAGAAGUGGGCUUAAAUACAUUCGCAUUCAUGUGCAACGCACCACCGAGAUUCGGCAAUACGACAACUAUUAUUAGCGGAGCAGAUCCCAGCGGGAACAGAAACUGCAGCAAGUGGAAUGGCAAACUUGCUCGGAAGGGGCCUAAAUCAGGCAGCCUCAAAGGGCUUACAGUCGAGUGCAAUGAGAGCACAGACAGCAUGAGGGGAUUCGGCAUGGGCGAGGGCUCUGUUAUGGGCAUGGCUAUCCAAUGCGAGAGAACCACGACUGUCUCUGUGGAGGAAGACAACACACCGACACCUCCAAUAAGAGCGAAAUUUUCCUCUUGUGAUAGAAAGAUGAGCAACGCUAGUUUUUUGAGUGUCGACUCAUUUCAGUCAUCAGGGUCGGGCUCUAUAAAGGAAUGA
This is a messenger RNA of Colletotrichum graminicola M1.001, 1647 nucleotides long. RefSeq lists its product as uncharacterized. The record is from RefSeq and is a predicted model, not a curated record. Gene Ontology annotation, cellular component: plasma membrane. Gene Ontology annotation, biological process: adenylate cyclase-activating G protein-coupled receptor signaling pathway. The coding region runs from base 1 to 1647 and encodes 548 amino acids. Gene Ontology annotation, molecular function: G protein-coupled receptor activity. The transcript has 2 exons. Lineage: Eukaryota; Fungi; Ascomycota; Sordariomycetes; Glomerellales; Glomerellaceae.